Cheilinus undulatus (humphead wrasse) is the source of this 5948-nucleotide messenger RNA. It is a transcript of the gene usp47, whose product is annotated as ubiquitin specific peptidase 47. The transcript has 29 exons. The coding region runs from base 248 to 4402 and encodes 1384 amino acids. Gene Ontology annotation, molecular function: cysteine-type deubiquitinase activity; cysteine-type endopeptidase activity; protein binding. Gene Ontology annotation, biological process: protein deubiquitination. NCBI's taxonomy places the organism in Eukaryota, Metazoa, Chordata, Actinopteri, Labriformes, Labridae. The record is from RefSeq and is a predicted model, not a curated record. Gene Ontology annotation, cellular component: cytosol; nucleus.
GAAGUCUCGCGAAGUGAAACACCGGCCAUUUUUCUCCAUUUAUAGCAGGACACUUUGUGCGUUGGUAGUGUAACCGAGAGUGUUGCGUUCACUUUGAUAAGCCUACAAGUUUUGGCAAGUUUAAUUUUGUUAACCAAGCAUCCAAACUUACAACAAACAGGGCACAAACCAUGUUUGUGUUUACCGCUGUAAAGUUUUUUCGCUGACAUCCCUUCCCGGAUAGAUGCUUGACUAAACUGUCGCACAAAUGGAAAUGGUGCCUAGCGAGGAGAACCAGUUCGUACCCAAAGAGGGUGUGUUUUGGAGUUGCAGACAGAGUAUUUUUGAUGAAAUGAAGAGGAUUACUCGGAUCCACAAUGCGGCUGAGGAGCCCCGAGUGCUGUGUAUAAUCCAGGACAUCACCAGUGCAAAGACAGUCAAUGAGAGGCUCACCCUCAAUCUGCCUGCCUCCACCACCCUCUCCAAACUUUAUGAAGAUGUAGCCCACAAGGCAGGAUAUGUGAAUGGCAGUUUUGAGCUCGCUUGGGGGAAUACACCAGAUAUGGCACCACUGGACCACAGCAGUGAGAUGUCCCUCUCAGAUUCUGCUUUCGAGCCUGGUGGUAAGAGGAAUUUCCUCCAGCUAACGGACAAAGAUGGAGAGCAGCCACAGAUUGCCUCAGAUGAAUCAGGGACAGCAGACAGCAGUGGACUGGAUGACAGUUCACAGGAGCGAUUCAUAGGUCCUCUACCAAGAGACAGCACAGCAAGCUGCAGUGAGAACUACAGCAGUCCUUCUUACUCCUACUCGUCCAUCCUCAACAAAUCUGAGACAGGUUACGUUGGCUUGGUCAACCAAGCUAUGACGUGCUAUUUGAACAGUCUCCUACAGACGCUCUAUAUGACCCCAGAGUUCAGAAAUGCACUCUACAACUGGGCCUUUGAGGAGUCUGAGGAAGAUCCUGUCACCAGUAUCCCCUACCAGUUGCAAAGGCUGUUUGUUCUUCUGCAGACCAGUAAGAAACGUGCGAUUGAGACCACUGAUGUGACGAGGAGUUUUGGCUGGGACAGCAGUGAAGCUUGGCAGCAGCAUGAUGUCCAGGAGCUGUGCAGGGUCAUGUUUGAUGCCCUCGAGCAAAAGUGGAAGCAGACAGAGCAGGCUGACCUGAUCAACCAGCUGUACCAGGGGAAGCUAAAAGAUUAUGUCCGAUGUCUGGAGUGCGGCUAUGAGAGCUGGAGGAUUGAUACGUACUUGGACAUCCCUCUUGUGAUCAGACCUUUUGGAGCCAGCCAGGCCUAUGGCAGUGUGGAGGAGGCUCUGCAAGCAUUUAUCCAACCAGAAACUCUGGAUGGACCCAACCAGUACUUCUGUGAACGCUGCAAAAAGAAAUGUGAUGCACGGAAGGGCCUGAGAUUUCUGCACUUUCCCUACCUGCUGACGCUCCAGCUGAAGCGCUUUGACUUUGAUUACACCACUAUGCAUCGCAUCAAACUGAAUGACCGCAUGACUUUCCCAGAGGAGCUUGACAUGAGUCCAUUCAUUGAUGUGGAGGAUGAGAAGUCACCUCAAACAGAGAGCUGCACUGACAGUGGUGCUGAGAAUGAAGGUAGCUGCCACAGCGACCAGAUGAGCAAUGAUUUUUCCACCGAUGACUGUGUGGACGAGGGUAUUUGUUUGGACAGCACCAGCAGCACAGAGAGGGUGUUGAAGCCAAAGAGUUUGCUGACCUUUGAACUGUUUUCCGUCAUGGUGCAUUCUGGGAGUGCUGCAGGCGGCCACUACUACGCCUGCAUCAAGUCCUUCAGUGACGGACAGUGGUACAGUUUCAACGAUCAGCACGUUAGCAAGAUCACUCAUGAUGAUAUUAGGAAGACGUAUGGUGGUUCCUCAGGGAGCAGAGGCUAUUAUUCCAGUGCCUUUGCAAGCUCUACAAAUGCAUACAUGCUGAUUUAUAGAUUAAAAGAUCCCUCAAGGAAUGCAAAGUAUUUAGCUGCUGAAGACUUCCCUGAGCACAUAAAGAGUUUGGUUCAGAAGGAGAAAGAGUCUGAAGAGCAGGAGAAGCGUCAGAGGGAGAUCGAGCGCAACACUUGCAAGAUAAAGCUGUUCUGCAUGCAUCCUGUGAAGAUGAUGAUGGAGAGCAAGCUGGAGGUACACAAGGACAAAACUCUCAGAGAAGCAACAGAGAUGGCCUACAAGCUGAUGGAACUGGAAGGAGUGGUCCCUCUGGACUGCUGCCGAUUGGUGAAGUAUGAUGAGUUCCAUGAGUACCUUGAGCGCUCCUACGAAGGCGAGGAGGACACACCGAUGGGCCUGCUGCUGGGCGGAGUCAAAUCCUCUUACAUGUUUGACUUGUUACUCGAGACCCGCAGACCUGAACAAGUGUUCCAGCCUUACAAACCUGGAGAGGUGAUGGUGAAGGUUCACGUUGUUGAUCUGAAAACUGAGACCAUCGCCUCCCCAAUCAGUGUUAGAGCAUACUUGAACCAGACCAUCACUGAAUUCAAACAGCUUAUUGCACAGGCUACAGGGCUAUCUGCAGAGACCAUGCGUGUGGUCCUGGAGCGUUGUUAUAAUGACCUCCGGCUCUUGUAUGUUCCCAACAAGACACUGAAGGCUGAGGGGUUCUUUAGGAGUAACAAGGUUUUUGUAGAGAGCUCCGAGUCACCAGACCAUCAGGUUGCUUUCACAGACUCACUCUUGUGGAAACUGUUGGAUCGCCAUGGGAACACGAUUCGACUCUUGGUCUUACUUCCAGAGCAGUCACCUGGUACUCUGGCUAACAGAACUUCUUGCCAAAAAAUAGGCGGCGGUGACUCUGAGGAGCCCUUCGAGGGGUCAAAAAGUAACAGGAAAUCAGUGGAGGCUAUCCUGGAGGAGAGCACAGAGAAGUUGAAGAAUCUGUCUCUGCAGCAGCAGCAGGGCUCCAGCACCAGUGACAGCCAGAAAAGCUCUGACACCAGUGACUUUGAACAUAUCGAGUCCCCGACACAGGAGGCUGACUCAAACUCAUCGCUCUGUGUGGCUGCAGACAACAGAGAGUUAGAGAACCGGAUCAGGGCUGUGGCGGGGGGUAGCAGUGGCGCCUCCUCCGACCCUGAGAAUCAUUUUGCCUGCGAGGAGCGCUCGGACUCUGAGGUGAACAAUGACCGCAGCACCAGCUCAGUGGACAGUGACAUCCUGAGCUCCAGCCACAGUAGCGACACUCUUUGUAAUGCAGACAGUGGGCCCAUACAGCUGGCUAACGGACUGGACUCGCACAGCAUCACGAGUAGCCGACGCUCUAAAGCUCAUGAGGGCAAAAAAGAGACCUGGGACACUGCUGAGGAGGACUCAGGAACAGACAGCGAGUAUGACGACAACGGGAAAAGCAAAGCGGAAGCUCAGUACUUGUACUUCAGGGCGGAGCCUUGUUCUCAGGAUGACUCCUCUUGGGAUGCACAAAAAUGUUUAGUGGUUCAUGUGGAUAAGAGAAUAACAUUGGCAGCAUUUAAACAGAACCUGGAGCCCUAUGUGGGAGUCACCUCCACACAGUUUAAGGUGUUUCGAGUUUAUGCCAACAACCAGGAGUUUGAGAGUGUGCGGUUAAAUGAAACCCUCUCAUCUUUCUCUGAUGACAACAAGAUCACUAUUCGACUAGGCAGAGCACUGAAAAAGGGUGAAUACAGAGUGAAAGUUUACCAACUUCUAGUAAACGAACUGGAGCCCUGCAAGUUCCUUGUGGACACGGUGUUUGCCAAGGGUAUGACUGUCAGACAGUCCAAAGAGGAGUUGCUCCCUCAGUUAAAAGAGCAGUGUAAGCUUGACCUCAGCAUUGACAGGGUUCGUCUCAGGAAAAAGACAUGGAAGAACCCAGGCACAGUGUUUCUUGACUAUCACGUUUAUGAAGAAGACAUCAGCAUCUCCUCGAACUGGGAGGUUUUCCUGGAGGUUCUCAGUGAACCAGAGAAGAUGAAGUCCAUGUCACAGCUGGCUGUUCUGACUCGGAGAUGGAGCCCGUCCACAAUGAAGCUGGGACCAUUUCAGGAAGUUAUUCUGGAGAGCAGCAGUGUGGAAGAGCUCAAGGAGAAGCUGAGUGAAACCAGUGAUAUCCCUCUUGAACAGCUGGAGUUUGCAAAGGGUAGAGGAACAUUUCCUUGUGAUAUCUCUGUGUUGGAAAUCCAUCAGGAUUUGGACUGGAACCCUAAAGUGUCAACUCUUAACGUGUGGCCUCUGUAUAUCUGUGAUGAUGGAGCUGUGGUCUUUUACAGAGACAGCACAGAGGAGCCGAUGGAGCUAUCAGAAGACGAACGUAACGAGCUGAUGAAGAAGGAGAGUAGCCGUCUGCUCAAAACUGGACACCGUGUCAGCUACUCUCCACGUAAGGAGAAGGCACUCAAGAUCUACCUGGAUGGAGGCCCUGCCAAGGACCCGGGGCAGGACUGAGGCACCAAGCCCCCUCCCCCUACCCCGUCUUUUGGAUUGUGUGGCUGCUGCAGCAAAGCAAACAGGCUUACAUGACUGAGUCUGAGGAUUGGGCCUGAUGGAUACUUGAACAUCAAACAGCGCUGUCCGGCUAACAGGCUCUCACCCUCCACUCCGAGCCACAGGAAAGGCUCAGAAAUCUAAUUGUGCACUAUAGUGUAAUGUACUGUAAAGUUUAAAGGGAAGUACAAAAGCUAUUCAAUACAGAAAAAGAAUCAAAUACUGUAUAGACAAAUCAACUGAGCGUUAAAAAGCACCAGAGAUGGAUACAGAGAUGUUAGGACUGUGAAAGUGAGCUGGAAGGUGUCCAUCCUGUCUAUUAAGGUCUUCUGUCUUCUUUUCCAUCAGUCCUCUCCUCCUCCUGUCACUGUGUUCUCUUCCUGUUUCAGAAAUACUGUUUAUUCUGAUUCAUCUGUGGCUAUCUCAUAAGUCUGUGGGGCUCACAUCUUCUGAGUACGGCUCUAUUAGAUAAACUGUUCUUUUCUGACACUGCUUAUCUUCCUCUAAACACUUUAACAGCACAUACAUCCGAGUCUACUUGCCCAGCCUUUUUUCAGUCUGGAUAAUCCCUGCACUCUCUCAGUGACUUUUGAAAAGUUUAGACAUCUGAUAUUGUCAAGAUUUCAUGAAUCAAGAAAAGCAACAAUUAAGAUUGUGUAAAUUUGACAUCUCCACUGAUGCUCCUAUAGUGCGAGAGUGAUGUGUUGUUCUGGGUUGCUGCUCUUUGCGCUUUAUAGGAGCUUUACCUCUGUUCAACCACUUCGACUAAAUAAGGUGAGACAUAGGCGCUUGGUCCUUGAACAUGAAGUACAAUGAAACAAAACCAAGCAGACUUUGUCAAGGAUCUCCUUGUUUUGUUUUUUGUUUGUUGUAAAUUAUUAUUUCACUGCAGACUUAAUCAUUCAGUUAGGUCUUGUAAGGCACACACCUGUUGCCUGUAUUAACCUUUAAUUAUGUUGAUUUCUUCAUUUUUUUGCACCAUGUCACCUGGGUGUACAUCUCUAGUGUCAUCCAUCUAAUGCGUGUGGUGUCGUACUGAGAGAAGAGAGCUCUUUUUACUAUAUGGUAAAAAGAGUGUGAGGUUUGUUUUUGGCGCUUCUACCUGCUGCUGCUCUAUAGACUGGCUCCAGAGGGCGGAUAAAGUUCACCAGACUCCCUCAGUCUGCCUGGGCGACUAAUCUUAGGAGGACUAAAGCUCAGCAUCCCUGCCCUCUCUGGGCUCCUGAUGCCGCCACCAGCUAUUUACUGUAGAAAUGCCAAUAUCUGAAGAUUUUUUUUUUGUUGUCGUUGUUGAUGUUUAUUUCUUUGAGAGUUAAAUCCUGUGUGAAAAUAGUUUAAGAUGAUUUUAGAAAUGAAUUAAAAUGCUUUUUUCGUAACUUCAGUUUUCUUUGAUUUUAGACUUAAAGACUAAAUUUAAUCCACAAAACACAUACACUGUUUCAGAGGUUUGCUGUUUUAAAAAAAAAAAAAAACUUUAAUUUUCUGAAAGCAAACAAUGUAUAAGCAG